Molecule: messenger RNA, 1305 nt
Organism: Alternaria incomplexa
Lineage: Eukaryota; Fungi; Ascomycota; Dothideomycetes; Pleosporales; Pleosporaceae
Exons: 2
Coding region: 1-1305 (434 amino acids)
Source: RefSeq, a predicted model, not a curated record
AUGUCGCGUCCACAGAGCAUGCCUGAUUUCGCCGCGCUCAUGGAAUCUUCCAUGUCGCAGGCUGUCUUUGAGUCUUCCAGUUCGAACUUCGAGAAGCGCAUACACAGUCAUAGUCGACGACAGACAUCACCAGAGCGAAAGCCUCAGAACAUGAGGAAGAAGCCGAGCAUCUCGCUCGCUGCUGGACUGAUGAUGAACACCGACACCCCACCAGCGACUGGAUCACUAUCGCCACGCAAACGAAGCCAGAGCCGGCCGGCCCAGGAAAAGAGGGUUGAGAUGGAAGAGGGUGGGAAUCUGUUCUAUGCCUACGCGCAGAGGAGCGACUAUCCUGCAUCUCCUCCGUACAUCCUCACCUUCGCCUCGGCCGCCAUUUGCACGCAAUGGUGGAAUCUGGUCCAACAGGAAUAUACGUCGUCGUCGCGACCGAGCCCGCAGUAUUUCGUGGUCAGGAGCGAAGACAUGGAGCUCAUAAUGGAAGACCCCAGGUUCUCCGAUAUUCAGAACAAGUGGUUCUACACAUGCCAGGAUAGCCCGACGUGCCCGCCGAUUGUCCUACCCCUGCAACAUGCGAACGGUGUUCCCGCCGUCGCGCCUCCGCACACAUGCGAAGAGAAGGCGAGCACAUCGGCUAUCGACAGCCUGGCGGCGAGUCUGACUCAGCUGGCAAGUAUAGUCGAGAGCAAUGCCGAGCAAGUCCACGCGCUAUCGGUCGCGCAAUCAACAGGCCUACAAGCGAUGCAAGAGAUCAACGAGUCGAACAGUAUCCAGAUCAAGGCCAUCUCCGAAUCCCAAAUCAAGCUUCAAGCGCUUGUCGAUCAGAACGCGUCACACUACAUUGCCCUGUCCAACACAUCCUUCCAGUCGCACGAGCAGAGCAGAAUAUCGCAAGAACAGACACGGAAAUCUCAAGAGCAAACGCGCAAGUCUCAGGAGCAGACCAAGGACAUACUCAAGACGACCAUUUCUCAACUCCAGACUCUAUCCAAGAACCAGAUCGAGCUGUCACAGACCUGCCAGGGUAUGAUGCGUACUAUCGAGAACCUUGGCGACUCGGUCACACAGUUCACUUCCAAUGUCAUUUCUGAUACCGCAAGCAACCAGUCACUAUCCACUAGCUCGUUCAACGCUCUCGCAACCCGCAUCAGCCCACCUCCUCGGAAGCUGAACAGGCGAGUCAAAGGCGUUUGGUACGAGUACGACAACGUGGGCUCGGGCUCACCCAGCGGCACCCCCAGGAAGAGGGUAGACUCGAUCAAUGUGGACACCCCACCCAAGAGCCCGGUUAUCUACAAGCACGUUUGA